CGCACGUCAGAAGGCUGAUGACGGUGAUCGGCAUCUGGAAAGUGGAAAAUCCACGUCACUCGGUGUUUCGGAAACGGGUCUACCAAGUCUACUCUGUGUCGUUCCAAAUGUUCUGCUAUUCGGUAGCUUUGUCGUUACUCGCCGAAAUACCCGCGUUGGCAAAGUCUGACGUCAUGAGUGCGAUGGACAACGCGAACAGGUUCACGGUGUACAUAGUCAUCAUCAUCAAGAUGAUCGCGUGGCAAUCUAAAAGGAUGGUCGAUCUGCUUGGGGUCAUGUUGCAACGAAACUCGCAGAUUCAAGCAGCGUCACGAGUUGAUCUGGCGAUCCGCAGGUUGUAUCGCAAUCACGUGAGGUACAAUCUCAAGUUUGUGUUCGUCCUUGUCUCCUCUGGGGUUGUCAUUUCGCUUAGCAUUUCUAUGGCAGGAUUUGUGGGCGUGUAUCGAUUCAUCCAUUCGCCGGAAAAUGGAAAUGGCUCCGAAAAACCGCUGCCUCUUAAGUUCUGGUACCCUUUCGACAGCAAGCAGCACUACCUGCUAGCUUUGGCGGAUCAAAACAUUCGACCGACGCUGAGCUGUUUUUGUCUAGGUGUCACGAGUGCGUCGCUCAACUCCCUUGCGAUAUUCGUUAGGGUCCAGUUAAAAGUGUUGCAGCACCAUUUCAAGCACUUUCGCGGAGGGCUGGAAGCGGCCAUCGACAGUUUGAGGCCGCUGUGCAUCGAACACCAACGUUUGAUAGCAUAUACGAUAGAGUUCAGCGAAUCGCUCAGCAACCGUAAGUGUCACCCCAUUAGGUGCGUAGCUAGGCAAUGUUCCGUUUUCCAGGGAGAGGAGCUAUUAAUGAACUUCGCCCUGUUAACGUUCACCAUCUUCCAGCUGAUGACGUUUUCGUGGAACUGCAACGAGAUCAUAGUGCAGGUGCGUCUAUGUGAUCAGAGUUUGUUUUGUCGUCCAAUGUGGGCCCUAAAGGCGGGUUCCCGCAAAUAAUUUGAGAAAUAAAAAUUAAUAAGUGGAUUUUUAAGGGUUCAGCAGUUUCGUCAACUGGCGCAAGAACGCGUAUAUACCGGGUGCAUUGCAGAACCAAACAUAGAAAAUAUUGUUUCCCUUAUACAUUUUAAAGCAAAACUCGUAUGCCGAGUUUGAAUAAAUUAUUGAUCAGUCUAAUUAGAAAUUGUUUACAGCAUAGGUAAUAAAUCAAGCACCAGUAAAAUAAAAUUUGACAAUGACAACACGAAAAUUCGCCACAGUAAUAAUAUUUUUAUUUACGAUUGUUAUACGUUAUCAAACACGUUUUAAUCAAAGCUAAAUUGAAGAAAAAGUAACCAUAAUUAAGUGGUAUUAUGCAGGAAACAGAGCAGUGACUGAAAUGGUUUCGGUUCAUUUUCCUGCUGAAACUGUACCGUCGAUGUCAACAAAUAAAAAUUAAAUUAUUACCCAAUUCGUGUCCAAAGGCACCAUAAUAAACAACUGCAAAUGUUUAGCUGUCGAUAAUAGAGCAGAAGACAGAGACAAUAGCAACUGCAUGUAGAGGAAAACAAAUAAACAUCAAACCAUAUUGUUGGGCACAUUAAAAAAACACAAAUAUUUUUCCUAUAAAUACGAAAAGCACCAAGAGCUGGUAAAAGGUAAAUAAUUAUAGAUUUUUUAAAAACCAUAACGAAUCAAAUGUUCAAAAGUGUUGGUAUCGGAGCCUCAAAAAAUAAAUGUGUUGAUGGGAAUUUGCGGACGUCAUGUUAUUGGGCCAUUGUUUAUGCAUUAUAACCUCACGGCAGGAACCUAUUUGGACUGAUUACAAAAUCAAAUUGAAUCGACACUAGAAGAAGUUGUUCGCGAAGAUCAGAUACCAAACGGAUUGUUGUCACGCCCAUAAUUGCUGCAGGUAUUUGGGAAAUACAGUCGAAACUCUAUAUAGCGAAAUUGAAGGGACUGCUUUUUUUUCUUAGGAACAUUUUAUAUAAAUAUUUAAGAACUACAUUUAAUGUUUCAUGCUGAAAUUUAUAAUCUUCUCUUGAAGCUUCCUUGUCGCUUUAAGGGACGAGAAGAUCUUAAGUACCGGGUAUGAGUUUGAUUCUAAGAAAAACAUAAUAAAACCCACAUCCCUUUUUGCAUUUCUAAAUUGUAAACCAACCUUUAUUUGAUACGUCAUUGUCCAGCUUGACUUCGUCCACUUUUGGAAAUAUCGUGAUGACAAAUAUUCGCUGGUGUUUGUUGUAUUGACCUUUUGUAUUUGUAUUUAUUCAAACUCGGCAUAUUGCAAUGCCGUUGCGUGAGUCACAUCAUAACUACGAGAAAUGACGAAAUGAUCUUGAAGUCUUCAUCGCUUCGUUUGAAAAUGUUUUUGAAGAAAGAAGGCACAAUCCAUAUCUAAUAUAUUCUGCACUGUACUGUUGUUUCCUGUAUUUAUUUAUUUUUUUUGAUUCCGACAUACCUUGGGUUUCACA
Messenger RNA from Cylas formicarius (sweet potato weevil), 2440 nucleotides. Its product is annotated as odorant receptor 49b-like. The coding region runs from base 18 to 986 and encodes 322 amino acids. The transcript has 5 exons. Gene Ontology annotation, cellular component: plasma membrane. Lineage: Eukaryota; Metazoa; Arthropoda; Insecta; Coleoptera; Brentidae. Gene Ontology annotation, biological process: sensory perception of smell; detection of chemical stimulus involved in sensory perception of smell. Gene Ontology annotation, molecular function: odorant binding; olfactory receptor activity. The record is from RefSeq and is a predicted model, not a curated record.